CACUUGUGUAUUACCUAACCUCAAUCUGCUCCUUGUUUCAAUGCCAUUUUGAGCUUCAUCUUCACCACCUUGGAGUUGCAUUCCCAUUCGGUCACUUCAAAGCAUUUAAUGUCAAUUCCAUUUCUGUGUGGAUUGCCAACACCACAAAGCUAAAGGCAUACUCAGUCGUGUCUUCGGCUUCUUGGGGGUGGUUUGCAUUUAUGGAGAGCCUCCAAGAACCAAUUAGUUCUUGUUUCAUGGGAGAUCCAUUGGACGUGGAAUGUUUGGAACAUGGAUUUGUUAACUCAGAGCUGUUGGGUUUCGGGAGAGAAGAAGAGGAGGGGGACGAAGAAGAAGCACAGUAUACGAUAUUUAGCUUGAAAGAUAAGAUGCCUUUCCUUCAGAUGCUCCAAAGGUUUGAACUUGAGCCCCCACAGCUUUUCGCCUUCAAAACCCCCAACUUUCAGACACUUUUGAGACUGCAACACUUGAACAACAACGACCCUUUCAUGGAAACACAAAACCAAGCUUUAAAGCUUGAAAGUUGUGUCACCCGUGAAGCACUGGACUUGCAUUCACCGGUCAAAUCCGAGACCAAGAACGACCUUAAAAAGAACCCACAUUUUUCAUCUUCAAGCUUUGAUGUUGUGAGCUCCGAGUUCAACCAAAACGCAGUCAAUUGCAGUAAAAGCGUCACCAAAUCCACUCUCGUUGCGAGAGAACGAAGGAAGCGGAAGAGGACGAAGCCGGUUAAGAAUAAAGAAGAAGUUGAGAGCCAACGGAUGACCCACAUUGCCGUUGAACGCAAGCGUAGACGUCAAAUGAACGAUUAUCUAAAUUCCCUCCGCUCUCUCAUGCCUCCAUCUUAUAUCCAAAGAGGUGACCAAGCGUCUAUUAUAGGGGGUGCAAUUGACUUCGUCAAGGAACUAGAGCAACUUGUUCAAUCCAUGGAAGCACAAAAGAGAAUGAGAACAACUGAAGAAAUCAACAACAACAGCAGCAGUAAUAAUUCGGAGUCAAAAUCUGCAAUACAAAUUUCACAGCCUGAAGUUGUAAAGGGAGAAGCUGAAAUAGAGGUUAAUGUAGUACACAAUCAUGUCAGCUUAAAGAUUCAGUGUGAAAGAAGACCUGGUCAGCUAGUACAAGGCAUUGUCACCCUUGAAAGUCUCAGAUUAACAGUUCUGCAUCUCAACAUUACUUCUUUACAAGCUUCGGUUCUUUACUCAUUCAAUCUCAAGAUGGAGGACGAUUGUAAGCUAAGAUCAGCAGAUGAGAUAUCAGCAACAGUCCACCAAAUAUUCAGUUAAAUUCUAUUGGUAAAAAGGAGGCAGCCGACUUUAUUCCUCAAGGGAAUAUAGAAAAAGACCAGAAGGAGAAAAAAAAAAGAAUCACUGUGCCAUCAAGCAAUGAUUUUGUACCACAAAGAUAAUUCAAGACAAGAGAUGAGAUGCGAGUCCUUGAUGUUUACAGCUUAAACUUGAGGAAAUCCCCAUGUUUAUCACUAACGAUUUCUUUUUCUUGCUUCAUAGGAUGAUAAGUAUGUGUAAUUUUUGUUUUGCUAUUUCCAAGUUGUUUUCUUCUUUUCUUGGGGGGCCCAAUUCAGAGUGCAGCUAUGCUAUUAGCUACGGCUUUCACCAGGUUUGAAGAAAUGUGUGUAUAUGGUUGCACCUUUGUGAAUGAUGCUUGACAUUU
Molecule: messenger RNA, 1671 nt
Organism: Hibiscus syriacus
Lineage: Eukaryota; Viridiplantae; Streptophyta; Magnoliopsida; Malvales; Malvaceae
Product: transcription factor bHLH67-like
Exons: 4
Coding region: 201-1286 (361 amino acids)
Biological process (GO): regulation of transcription by RNA polymerase II
Molecular function (GO): DNA-binding transcription factor activity, RNA polymerase II-specific; RNA polymerase II cis-regulatory region sequence-specific DNA binding; protein dimerization activity
Source: RefSeq, a predicted model, not a curated record